AUGUCAAUCAUUCCUCCAACUAAAACGUUCACUCCUGGACUGGAGUUUACAAAGAAGAAUUAUAUCGACCCAGAAGUUGAAUUCAAUAAGAACUAUAUUUCUGCAAUUAAAAUCGUGAGAGAAAAGCUUGCUUCUUUUAGAGAAUUGAAAGCAAUUUUACAGCUCAGGUUUGGGGAUGAGAAUCACUCCAAGCCUCCGAUUUUCGUUGAUGCGCGCGGAAACGAAGCGCAACUACUAGACUCGUUACCGAAUGACAUCCAGCCGGAUGUACAGACAACUAUAAAGCCUGAAUAUUUGAUAAGAUUUCAUGAAGGCACUCUAGAUCCUCGGUUGGGAUUGUUUCAGGAUGCUCGGCUCUACGAACCAUCGAUCCCCAGAGGCGACGUCCCAAAGCUGAUUCGUUUCGCCGAUCUAUUGAACAAGACACCAACGCUGCCACUCGAGCACACCAUCAAUUCCAGCAGAGUUGGCCUUCCAAAGCCUACAAAGUAUAUUGAAAAGGUUAAAAAAGACAUUGUUGAGUUUGGCUAUGGCCUCGUGAAGGACGCUUUGUCAGCGACUGAAGUCGAGAUCAUCAAGAAGGCUGUUCUUGAACAAGCUGCUGGGGAGCGUCAAGCAGGUGUUGCUGCGCUUGAUGGUGGCCCUGAAAGGCCAAAUCAACGAGUAUGGAACUUAAUAAACAAAGGAGAUGAGUUCAUAGAUCUUCUAAACCACCCACUCAUAGAUGCCAUUAUUCCGUGGUUCUUGGGCGAUCAUGCUCAUAUCUCUACUUUAUCCGCAAAUAUAGCACGCCCAGGAAACACGCCUAUGCAACUUCACACGGAUCAGUCGUCCAAAACGCCACCGCAGCGCAACAUGGCACUUGGAUUGAAUAUCUCUUUCUACCUUGUAGAUGUCACUGACACUAACGGGGCAACACGUGUCUAUCCAAGAUCACACAAUGGGAAUAUAGCAGCAAGUAAUAUAUGGACCGUGGAGGGUUCUGUUCCUGUUGAGGGACCGGCGGGAACCGCGAUUGUAUUUGACAAUCGUUUAUGGCAUACAACCGGACCUAAUCGUGCCAAAGAAGACGAUGUUACCAAAGAACGCCCUGUAAUACUGCUACACUUUGUACGCUCGUUUGUGCGUGCCGGUGAAAAUCACUAUCUCUCAAUGCGCAAAGAUGUCGAGGCCAAGUUGCCAGACCGACAAAAGGCUUUUUUUGGUUUCCGCAAGAUUCCUGGCAUUGGAUCAGUGGAGGGGUCUACUACGGUUGACUUUGUUAGUCGAAAAGAGGAUGCCAUCGGCGUUAUGCGAGCACUGCCUUAG
This is a messenger RNA of Colletotrichum truncatum, 1308 nucleotides long. RefSeq lists its product as uncharacterized. The record is from RefSeq and is a predicted model, not a curated record. Lineage: Eukaryota; Fungi; Ascomycota; Sordariomycetes; Glomerellales; Glomerellaceae.